Andrographis paniculata is the source of this 890-nucleotide messenger RNA. RefSeq names its product E3 ubiquitin-protein ligase RSL1-like. Gene Ontology annotation, cellular component: ubiquitin ligase complex; cytoplasm. Bases 8 to 832 code for a protein of 274 amino acids. The transcript has 3 exons. NCBI's taxonomy places the organism in Eukaryota, Viridiplantae, Streptophyta, Magnoliopsida, Lamiales, Acanthaceae. Gene Ontology annotation, biological process: protein polyubiquitination; positive regulation of proteasomal ubiquitin-dependent protein catabolic process; ubiquitin-dependent protein catabolic process. Gene Ontology annotation, molecular function: ubiquitin protein ligase activity; ubiquitin conjugating enzyme binding; zinc ion binding. The record is from RefSeq and is a predicted model, not a curated record.
AGCAGCAAUGGCAAACGAGGGAUCCGAACGUUGGGAACUGCCGGUGUACAUCGCCGCCGACUGGAGCGCGGCACGGCGUAUGCCGAUCCAUAGGGUUUCAACCGUCUCAGGGCCACCAAUCGACAGAUUAAACUUCGUGCAAGCGCGCCGCGAGAAGGUUAGGGUUUCCUACGACGGCGAAUCUUCAAAAUCAAACAUGUUUACCUGCGAGAUCUGCGCGGAGGAGAUGCCAGUAAGCAGUUUAUUUCGAAUUCAAGGUUGCAAUCACUCUUACUGCACCAAUUGCAUCGGCAGUUACGUGGUUAUCAAAUUGGAUUCGAACGUAACCGCCAUCAGCUGUCCUGAAAUCGGCUGCGCCGGUGUUUUGAAGCCUCACCAUUGUCAAUCGAUUCUGCCAAAGCAAGUGUUCGACAGAUGGUGCGAUGCUCUGUGCGAGGCUCUGAUUCCGUCGCCGGAGAAGUUCUACUGUCCGUUCAAGGACUGCUCGGCUCUGUUGAUGAACGACGCGGAUCGUAACGGUGAGAUUGUGGUUGAAUCUGAAUGUCCUGUUUGUAACAAGCUGUUCUGCGCGCAGUGUAAGGUUCCAUGGCAUUCGGAGAUGACAUGCGAGGCGUUCAGGAGGUGGAAGUCUGCCUCAGGUGAGAGUAACAAUGCGGAUGUUAUGGUGACGAACCUUGCGGAGCGGGAGAAAUGGAUGAGGUGCUCCAAUUGCGAAUUCUUCGUCGAGAAAUCGGAAGGUUGUUCGCACGUGAAAUGCAGGUGCGGACAUAAUUUCUGCUACGACUGCGGAUCUUCAUUAGUGAAUAGUUACUGUUCAAAAUGCCGUGGAUGAGUUCGUCCUGAGAGAUGGGAAUGCUAUUUUGCAAGCUUUAUUAUAGCAAGUACAUAUA